Molecule: messenger RNA, 4219 nt
Organism: Cataglyphis hispanica
Lineage: Eukaryota; Metazoa; Arthropoda; Insecta; Hymenoptera; Formicidae
Product: actin, muscle
Exons: 3
Coding region: 2456-3586 (376 amino acids)
Biological process (GO): mitotic cytokinesis
Source: RefSeq, a predicted model, not a curated record
CGGUCUGUGAAUUAAUUAAAUUAACCAUUUAAUCCGAUAGAAAUUAGUUUAGUAAUUCUAUGGCUUUUACGAAUAGAUAAUGUUUAGAUAUAUUUUACAUAUUUAUUAUAUUUGAUACAUUUAUUAUUACUUUUUUGUCAUUCUAAAAUUAAUUGAUAAAACUCACACAUAUAAACUAUAAUAUAUGUGUGGAAAUAUGCGAGGAUUACAUAAAUAAAAUGUAUUUAAGAUUUUUAUUUAGAAUUCUAUUUAGUUUUGAAGAAAGACGUUAAAAACUAUAAAAAUUACAGUGUUUCUAAAGUUAUUACAGAGUAUCGGAUAAAAUUAUACAAGCUCAUGUAAAAACGUGAUAAGAUGUUAGACAUUGCAAAAUUGAUAUAGAAUAAAUUAGAACAUACACGAAAAAUGCAUUCAAUAUUGCAUUUAUCGAGAUUAUUACGAAUUUUGUUACCUUUUAUUGAUACUGAGCAAUGUAGGCAUGUGAUUCAAGUAUAUGUUUAUCCAAACUCGUCCCGCAAAUUUGUAAUUCUGCAACAAGACGUAUAUGCGUAUAAAUAUAUAUGCAUUUACUUAAAUUCACAAAUAUACAAUUACAACAAUAUUACAUAAAACAUGUAAAACCGAUAUUACGUAAAAUAUGGAAGAAAAUGUCUUGAGUAUCUGGCAGUUUUCCAAACCAAACAUUUUGCAGUAUUUUACAUAUUUUGUCGGCAGAAGUGGUUUAAUGGUAUAAUAAAAUUGUAUUGUAUGGUCAAAAAUGCAAUUGGGAAAAGGUAGUUGCAUCACAUUAAAUAAGUCAAUAGUAUCAGAUAUUCGUAUAUAAUCGGUUAUUUUUGUAAUUGAUGUAAUAACUGCCAACUAAUUUACUCUUUAAUCGCAUCAAUUAUAAAUUCCUGUUUUUCCCAUGGAUUAACAACAAACAUGAAAUUAAGUUUACAAAUAAAUGUGAAAACAUUUUUAAUUAAACAUUUAGACAUUUUAAAUUUUACCAAUUGAUACGAUGAUUAUAGUUUCUCUAGCUAAUCAAAUUUUUUAGAGUAUUACUCUUGCUUUUUAUCGGGAAAAAGAAAUGAAAACGUUUACCUUCAGUAUUCUUUUCGGCAAACAUAUCCAGCUAUUGCUCCGCACUCUCACUGAAGCUACCCUUGCGAUUAUCCGUGACCGAACAUAGCGAUGAGCGACAAUUGCUAGCGUCGACAAAGGAUGCGCCCUUUCGGGGUUGAAACUCGGCAAUGUGAAUCGGCACAGCAUCGACUUCGCCGGCAGUGCAAAAAGAUGGAGGGGAUCUUUGUAAUGGCCCGAGUGAACAAGUCGCCCCGUGCGCCUCUGUCAAUUAUAGCAAAUUGAGAGCUGCAAUUAGCGAAUAAGGCUUUGGAUAUGCAUUUGCGAUUCUUUCUCUUGCCAUGAAUCAAUAUGAUUAAAUGUCAUAUCGUGUCUGAUCCGGAUAUCUUAUAAGCGCAAUCCGUUAAGAAUACGACUUGAUGAACUGAAUCAUCUAAUGAAUAUGUUUUCAUAUUAGCAGAAAAUAAUUAUUUAAAAAUAAGAAAGUAUUUAUUUUUCAGAUACGCUAUUUCGAUGUUCUUUUUUUUUUCAAAAGAGAAGAACUUGUAUCGUCAUCAUGAUGUUAGAAGGUUGCAAAAUAAGACACCGUUUCAAGGUGCUUUUACCAUAAAGAAUUAACCCUAAAGAUUUUUUUUAUUUUUUUUUGUUUUGAAGACUUGAUUCUUUUAUGAGUUUAAAAAUUAGUUAAAAAUUAUCCUCCAAAAUUUGUUUUUAAAAAGUAAAUAUUUUUAAGUUUCAAUUUUUUAAGAAAUUUAAUCCUUCCAGAUUUAAUCUUCAGAGUUAGUUUUUGUAAAAUUCAUUUCUUGAAAUCUGCGUCUCCCUCGUAUCUUGUAUAGAUUUUUGUUGAAUUCCAUAUUCACUUCAAACUCUGCCACAAUUUCUUCAAGAUUUUAUCUUUUGAACCUUGAUUCUUCCAAAUUUUAUUUCCUUUAGAAUCUCAUCCCUUCGUCGAGGCCUGUGACAGCAGCCGACAGCCCUGGCUCGUGACGAGUCCUUAUUUGGACCCAGGGGCUAUCGGCCACUACCGAGCUGUCGUCGUAGUUGCCGCGCGUCGACGUCUCGACGCCUUCCACUCUCUCUCUCUCUCUCCCUCUACUGUCGCUCCUCUGUUUAGGGCGAACUAAGGACUAGGCCGACUCUAACGGGCAACGCGGGCUCCCGGCCCAACGUUAAUGCGGACAGCAGAUUUCCAUGUAAGGGGCGGACCGCUAUUUUCAGCCGUCGACCGAUAUGGAUAAAGGGAACUCACGGAGCCGGCACUGCGCCACUCGCUACUCUCGCCGGUCUCUUACACGACGUACAAAACGCGAUCCUGAACGAUCGUUCGCCAAUCUCUCUUUUUGGCUCUACAAAACACAUUAGCAAACGAAAGUAAUACUAACAGCUAAUCAAGAUGUGUGACGAUGAUGUUGCGGCAUUAGUUGUGGAUAAUGGAUCCGGUAUGUGCAAGGCGGGUUUCGCAGGGGACGAUGCACCACGUGCCGUGUUCCCUAGCAUUGUCGGCCGCCCCCGUCAUCAGGGCGUGAUGGUCGGUAUGGGUCAAAAAGACAGCUACGUUGGCGACGAGGCGCAAAGUAAGAGAGGUAUAUUGACAUUAAAAUAUCCAAUAGAACAUGGUAUCAUCACCAAUUGGGAUGACAUGGAGAAGAUUUGGCAUCACACGUUCUAUAACGAAUUACGUGUAGCUCCCGAGGAACAUCCGGUUCUUCUUACGGAAGCACCUCUAAAUCCGAAAGCUAAUCGUGAGAAGAUGACGCAGAUUAUGUUCGAAACCUUCAACAGCCCAGCCAUGUACGUUGCCAUCCAGGCCGUCCUUUCUUUGUACGCUUCCGGUCGUACCACUGGUAUCGUCCUGGACUCCGGCGACGGUGUUUCUCACACCGUACCCAUCUACGAAGGUUACGCUCUUCCCCACGCCAUCCUCCGUUUGGACUUGGCCGGACGCGAUCUUACCGACUACCUCAUGAAGAUACUUACCGAAAGAGGCUACAGCUUCACCACCACAGCCGAGCGAGAAAUUGUCCGCGACAUCAAGGAGAAGCUCUGUUAUGUCGCCCUGGACUUUGAACAGGAAAUGGCUACCGCUGCCGCUAGCACUUCUCUCGAAAAGAGCUACGAGUUGCCUGAUGGUCAGGUCAUUACUAUCGGUAACGAGAGGUUUCGCUGUCCCGAAGCGCUAUUCCAGCCUUCCUUCCUGGGUAUGGAAUCUUGCGGUAUUCACGAGACCGUUUACAAUUCCAUCAUGAAAUGCGACGUUGAUAUUCGCAAAGAUUUAUACGCUAAUACCGUUCUCUCCGGUGGCACCACCAUGUAUCCUGGUAUCGCUGAUCGUAUGCAAAAAGAAAUCACCGCUCUCGCACCUUCAACUAUCAAGAUCAAAAUCAUCGCUCCACCCGAAAGAAAAUACUCCGUAUGGAUCGGCGGUUCCAUCUUAGCCUCCUUGUCCACCUUCCAACAGAUGUGGAUUUCCAAGCAAGAAUACGACGAGUCCGGCCCUGGUAUCGUUCACCGCAAAUGCUUCUAAAAAAUAAACCGUCAAGAAUUAAUGAAACGUAUACAUUCAAGCACCAUCAUCGUGACUCUUUUCUUUCCUUUAUUUAUUUCCUUUUCUAUACACACGGUAUGCCCUUAUUAUGCAAUAUUUAUGACAGGAUACAAAGAUAUGAGAAAAGGAAAGAAAAAGAGAGAUAAAAAAAGAGGAAAAGAAAAGAUAGAGAUGAGAUACGAGAUGAGAUCGCAGAAAAAAAAAACAAUUACUCAAGUGUCUCUGUGCUACACUUUUACUGUAUUUUGUAGUUUAUACAACACGACUAUUUGUUUAUAUAUAAAUAUUAAUUAAUUUAUCGAUAAUCUUUUCGACAAUCUAAACGAAAUGAGUUUUUCUUCGCCCAUACGCGUAAACGCAUACAUAUGUAUCUAUAUAUUAACACACAAAACAUGUUUGCUCGCUGAUUGUGCAAGUUUGGUAUUUGCGAUACUCGUAAUACGAUUAUCGACUACAACAACGAGGGAUGUAAUCGACUACAAAAACGAGGGAUCAGACACAUCCGGCCACGUCGAGAUGUCGGCUUACAAAUAGCUGUCUGGCAAAUCACGUUCUUAUUGUACCUUACAAUUAAUUGACAAUAUAAUAAUAAAAUCGUAUGUUACGUAAUAA